Molecule: messenger RNA, 762 nt
Organism: Plasmopara halstedii
Lineage: Eukaryota; Oomycota; Peronosporomycetes; Peronosporales; Peronosporaceae
Product: acidic fibroblast growth factor intracellular-binding protein
Exons: 1
Coding region: 1-762 (253 amino acids)
Cellular component (GO): nucleus
Source: RefSeq, a predicted model, not a curated record
AUGAUUAUGACACAUUGGAUACCACAACAAAAGCUGCUUACGACGCUUCAAUCCUCUCAAAGUAGAAAGGAGACAGUCAAAGAUUCAGUGGUAAGUAAUGGCGCUCAAAUUGUGUUACGAUCUCCAAGUACAAAAGAGUGGCCGAGGAUUGAUUUUCUUCAGGAAAGACUUCAGCCAACAAGUGUGAGAGAAACCAUUGGACUGGAACUUAGUCAUCCAUUGACAAACUGUCUACGUGAUCUAAAAGCUUAUUUAAUUAAUGACAAUGAUGUUCUUCGGAUGUAUCAGGAGAACGUUAUAAGUCGGUUACGAUGUUCCGCUACUGCGAAUGGAACACUAAGCAGAUAUUCCCGUAGCUUAAACAAACUUGAGAGCAACUUGCACCUUGUGGUCCAUGGCUUUUUGACGAUUGGUGCAGGUUUAUCUCAACCAAAAGAACUUCAGCACUUUUUGGAAUAUUUAUUUACCCGCGUCGUGCGUGUUUUACAUAAUUGCGUGAUGACCAAGUCGUUGCUUGAUAAAAUAUUUACCGCGUUAAUUGAUGCGCUCAUUGAGCUGGACGUGUGGUAUCUGAACGGACAAGAAUCACUUGGUUUGAUGCUAUCAAGUUGGGACCGUUUUUUAAGUGUUUGCCGUGCUAUUGUGCUUCAAGUUUAUGAUCGCUGCCAAUUUUCGACCACUUCACAAGUUUUAUCUGACGAAGAUGUAGAGGAGAUGAGGAAUGAUGCGAUAGCAAACGCCUUUGAGUCACAAGGUAAUUGA